Messenger RNA from Menidia menidia (Atlantic silverside), 765 nucleotides. The record is from the annotation of a GenBank genome assembly. NCBI's taxonomy places the organism in Eukaryota, Metazoa, Chordata, Actinopteri, Atheriniformes, Atherinopsidae.
AUGCCUUUCCCACCUAUCAGCCUUCAGCAAAGGAUCUCUUCUCCUGGCAGGGAACUCUUCGGGAAAAAGAAAGCGCACGGAGUGUCUCAGACUGAACAAACCGGCAAAUGUGUCGGAGAGAAAGCGGGCUCCGACAAAGAGAAGCACUCCACUUCUUGGGCAUCGGCGAACCUACGGAACCUAGGGCGAAAAACACAGCAAGAGAAGAGUAAAAGCCCAGUUAAGAAACCCGGGGCCGGGCAAGAGACUCAGGCAAAAUUUUCCUGGCUUUCGGUGCCGAAACCACAGGACUCAUCCCAGGGAGUGAGGCGCUCCAGCUCCAUGGACUCCGCCAGGCAUCUCCACAGAAAGGAGGAAGGGAAGAAGGAAAUUCAAUUUACCCUCAGCCUAACCCCCGAAGCCAUACUUGUUAUCCAAAAACGGAAUCUUGAAAAGCAGAUGAUGGCAAAGCAGCAGAAGUGCUGCGCCUCCGCUGACUUUCGGCACCGUCGAGUUUUUCCGUCCAAAAAAGCGCACGCGGGCUCCAAGGGCUGCGCUCCGGGGGCCCGAGUGGACAGCCCCGAGCCGGACAUCACCGCCAUAGUCAAAAUAUCCCUGCUUAAUGACCAGUACAAGUAUGACGAUGUGGAGUACGAGGAGGAGGAUGGAGACGUGGACGAGAACGUCGUAAGGAAAUGUAAAGAGUGGCUGAAAGGGGUGGAAAAUGCAGCUGCUUUGGGAAAAGUCGACAAACUUUCAGCACUUCCGCACCUUAAAGGCUGCUGA